This is a messenger RNA of Xyrichtys novacula (pearly razorfish), 35999 nucleotides long. NCBI's taxonomy places the organism in Eukaryota, Metazoa, Chordata, Actinopteri, Labriformes, Labridae. The record is from the annotation of a GenBank genome assembly.
CGUGUGUGUGUGUGUGUGUGUGUGUGUGUGUGUGUGUGUGUGUGUGUGUGUGUGUGUGUGUGUGUGUGUGUGUGUGUGUGUGUGUGUGUGUGUGUGUGUGUGAUGGACUGAGUGAGGGCGCUCUUCUCUCCAAUACCGUCGUUAGCACUGAAACAUCAGAAGCUGAGAUACCAGACGGAUCCAGGUGUGAGUCCCGAGGAAAACCAGGGUACCGUUUCCAGUCUUUCACAGCCCACUCCAAACACACUAACCCGGCAUUGAUGGUAAUGUAUGCGAGGAAACAGCCGAGACUCGGAGAUGGGUAAACACCUUUGACUUCUCCGCCAUUUUUACUGAAACCAAAAUAAGACUCUGGAAACUUCCCCCUCCAGCCGCUGCAAGCUCCUUUAGCUGUUUCUUCACCCUGAUUCUGGAGCUUGGUGCUAACUGCAGUUUUUUCUAUGUUUACAGGUGUGACCGAAGAGACUCUCAGCCCUAUCAGGUACCUGUUAGCUCCCCGCUAGCCUGUUAGCAUCAGAUUAAACACUCAAGCUCAGGCUUUAGAGCCGCGCAGGCCGCAGACUGCGGAAAAUUACCCGAAAAGUACACCAAUUUGGUUUUAAACGCUCUCUAAGCGGUUGAAAUGUUUCUUUACGAAAGCAUUAUUAGAUAAACAUAGCACAGACCGAAUAUAUUCGUCGAAUCGAGUUGUUUUAAAGAAGGUACAGCCGAGUUUUAUUACAGCUGAAGCUAAUGUUAGCCUUGUAGCCUGUCCGAUCAGGGCCUGACCGCAGUCUGUCAUUACAGAGAUAUAAGCUAAUUGAGAUCUCUACACCUAAAACUGUUCCAAAUAAACACUACAGAAAAAUGAGUUAACAUUCAGAUAUGACCACGGUGAAUAACGCUACCGAAAACCAAAUCGAGUUAGUCUGACAUAGUGUUUGCUUCACUGGUGCCAGAAACGAUAAUUGUGUUAAUGAAUAAAACUCAUUAAAUGAUGAGAGAAUUAUUUAAGUUUCAACUUAACUCGGCCAAAGUUUGUAGAGCUGUAAUUAACCAAACAUCUAAAGAGCUGAAUGUGAAGCUGCAGACAAUAACCAGGUGCUCAAACUGAUAACGUUUUUGCUAAUCUAUCUCGUAAGAAUGUGACUUCAGUUAUGACAUUAUAGAUUAUGAAACUAUCACAUUAUAGACAGAGAUGGAAAACUCUGAACCAAGCUUAUUGUCAUGAAGGAUUACACCGAAAAACGACCUGUUUUGGUGCAAAAACAGUGAAGUCAGAAAUAGAGGAAGGAAUGCAAACCCAGCAGAGCGCAGUACUCCAACUGUCUGUGAAAAGUAGACUCUCCAAACAACAUCAUAACACACAUUUGGAAAAUGAUUUCAUAAAGAGCUGCACACUUAAAAAAGAAUUUCCCAGAUGUGUAGGAGUGUGUAAAUCUCAAAAACAGCAGGAACAGUGUGGGAUGUAAACAUAUUGUGCUGGAGUCAAGUGUGUCUUGGUUAUGGUGCAAGGCAUCAUAUUUAAUAUGCAAUUUAUAUUCCUGCUUACAUUUUUAAUCAGCACUGUAAUCAGCUCACAAUGUAACAUACACAUACACACAGGCUCUCACAGAUCCUGUUCCUGUGUAAAAGCCCAUGUGCACCACCUGACAUGCAUUUAAUCAAAAUGGACUUGUUUGUCAACCUCACUUAAACCCCUGUGAACGUCUGCUGGGUAGCAUCUUAUAUCUUGAAGUUACAACCAUCCUAAUGUCCACUUUUGGCCAGAAUUCUUUCUUCUUUGCAAAAUUGAUCAGAUGCAACUCCAAAAUUUUACCCUCAGUGCUGCCAUGGUGUGCUGUGAACAAGCAGAUAAAGUAGUGGGAACAAAAACUGGUGUUAUGACUGCCAGUUAGCAUAACAGUUAGCGUUAAGGUGGGGUAUUGCACAGGUAUGUUGUGGUCAUGAACAUGUAUAGUCAAUGCAGAAUCCUAGGCUUUGAUGUAAUGCUAAGAGUCUGACAGUGUCAACAUGAGUGUGAGGUGCUAGAUGAGAGGCUGUCAUGUUGCAGGGUUGAGGUAAAAAUCAGACAGCCACCAGCAGGGAGCUAAAAACAGUUCUUUGGUGUGGGGUUUUGGUCCUGAUGCGUCUUGUCCUGAUCAUGCAGAGUCUGUGACCUAGAGAGGGGUUGGCUAUUAGAGAAAUUAUAGGCAUUUCACUAAGCUGAGGUUAUUCAUAUCAAAACACAUUAUGACUUAGCUCCAUACUGGCCUAGAAAGGUGAACCUUUGUAAUGCCUCAUUAGAAAACCUUACCAAAGUUGAAGUUGCUGCUCCAGAAACAUUCAUGGCUGCAUGAGUUGGAUUUGUCCUUUCUAACUUGACUGCAUAAGUUUGCUGACUUUAUGGGACUUUGAACAGCAGAAUGAUGACAUUUAAAAUGAGGGGAGCACUUGUUUUAAGAUCAUCUAAAGACUGUGAUGAAAUGCUGAAAUCACUGUACAUUGAAAGACAGCAGGUUGUAGUGAAGUGUUUGAUUUGUGUCUGCAGACUCUCAAAUACUCAUCCAAGAGCCAUCCAGGAGGGGACCACCGACAUGAAAAGAUGCGAGACUCCUCAGAUGUCACUCCUCCCUGCAAAAUGCUCCGGAGGUCUGACAGCCCUGAGAACAAACACAUGGACAGCACAGGGCACGGCAGAGCGAAGGCUGUCCACACACACCGGGCCAGAGACAGGGACGGAGGUGAGACACAGUUAUUACUGAGGAGGAAACUGGCUCAGUGGUAGAUAAUGCUGCAAAGUAAGCCUGCAAGUUUCAACAUUAAAAGGCCUGGUUUCUCUUCGUUACUCUUAUAUUAGUUUAGACUUCACUCUGUGCUGGUUUCUGUAGUAAAGGAACAGGCUUGUUUAGCUGUUUCAGUUUUGCGUAUAUCAAGCAGAAAAUAAGUGCAGCUAUCUAUCACCCGUGAAGCACUCAUAUUUUUUUAAAACUCUGGCAUUUAGUUGUUGAGCAUUAAUCGUAGUACAUGCAAAAGUAACCAGAAAUGUAUAUGUGAGUUUCUGCAUUUUGAACCAUUCAACGGUUGAGUUAUAAUUUGCUUUCAUGUGGUUAGGAGAUGCUUAGUGAAAAGAAGUGAUUGUUUUUGUAUGUUGGUCAAAAUUCUUCUGAAUUCGCAGUGAAAGUUAAGCAAGUUUAGUUAAAUCUAAAUAGGCAUAAAAGAUUAGGAAGCAGAACGCUCAGGAUUUUUGUUAGUGGUGCAGUGUUAUUUAUGCAUGCAGUGAGGAGAGGAAAGUGGUGUUGAAUUUGAUCAUAAUGUGGGGUAAAUUUUAAUAACAUGAAGGUAUUCAGUGGGGUUGCCCAAGUUUGAUUUAUAUCACUAGUUUUGUUAGUGAUGACUGAUCUGUAGCUGCAGCAGGUUGUCUGAGUUCGUGUUGUGUGUUGUUUUUUUUUUCUUCUUUUUUUUUUUUUUUUAGAUGUUUCAUAAAUCUCUGUGUGACAUUGACUUUGAAAGUUGGGUUUCCACUCUUAAGCCUUGGUUAGGUUUGAAUGGAGGACUGCAUGAACAGGCAAAGGGACACAAUAUAGAGGAUGAGCAAUGUAAUGUCAGGUGGAGUUACUGAGUUUAUAUGUCUAGGGGUAAUGAGUUAGUGUGAGAUGAUCAUGAUUAACACAAAAAGUGUCAGGCAUCUCAACAGAUUUUAAGAUGCGAUGAUUGAUCCACUUUAACUGAAAACAUAAGGAUUUUCCCCUCAAAACUGAUAAUCCAAAUCAUCAAUAUGAGUUUCAGAAUCAACUCAGAUUGAGUCAGUGGAAUUGCUGCAUCCAUCUACACUGCAGAUACAGAAGUCUUGAAUGCUCUAAAGUUAACAAAACCCCUUCUGAACCUGUCAGGGUUCUUUCCACGGUCUUACAGCAGCUAAAUCAUCCACAUUAUAAACCCAUUAAACACCCUGAAUAAAAAUGUUCUACCCCAAAAGUGUGAAGGACCACAAGUCCCCUUCAACGUCAGAUCAGACUGUUUGUUUGAUAACUAGAUAUCCCAACAUCAGAUGAAGGCUACAGGUCUGGUUCAAUGACACAAUUUAGAGAAAAGGUGGUUAUCAGACAGUCAGGGAUAGCCAGUCAAGUAAAAACUGAAAUAUAUAUAUAUAUUUUAAGUCUAAAACUCCAAAUGACUGUCUUAACGUGAUUUGAAAGAGAUGAUGACAAAAAACAGGUUGCUCUGAUGAAAAGACGGUAGAGUCAGGAAGUGGGUGUGAUGACAUUUCACCUUGAGGUCAAGCACCGUCUGUUUUAGUACUCUAAAAUUUUCCCUUUUUGCAGAAAUCACAGCAUUACACUGAUGUGGCAGCGGGUCUGAAUCAAAAUCAGUCCAGUGAAGCAGGAAAUGUUCUGCCUAAACUACCUGAGAAGAGGAAGAUUGAGUUACCUGCACAGAGCAUCGUCCUUCUUUAUGAUACAGGCCUAGAUAUGCUGAUCGCCAGAUUACUCAUUCAGUCAGUGAAGGGAUAUUACCUAUGAGAUAGUUAUCUCUGUUUAACAGAGGAACACCAGACUCCAUGAUCAGAUUUCCUGUUUUCAUGCAACACAGAGUUAAAACUACAGCUGAGUGCCUGCAAACAGAGAGCUGGAGGAAGAGACAUAUAUGUCAGUGAGAGGCUGAACAUGCUGAAUUAGAAAUAAUUCUCAGAGAUUCCCUUCUGGCAUCACAGCUCAAUACCAACUGACCUUCCCAGGUUUACCUCUGGCUGCUGUGUGGUUCACUUGGGGGUCACUUUCUUUCUACCUUGUCUUUUAAGUGGUUCAGGGUGGAUUCAAGGUGUUUGACAGGUAAAAAACAGAAAAGCCUGAGAAGACAACGAUUGUACUUCAUUUAGCUGAUAUUCCUCCUCAAAGACCUUUCUGCAUUUGUUUGGUGCAGAAAUUGAGUCAAGAAAGCCCUCGUUCAUUUACAUGUCAUUAAAUGCCAGUGCUGAAAGUGUCAUUGUGAGAGCUUGGUGCCAUACCAGCAUACUUGAAAUCUUUGCAUGUGGUUAGAUGUGAUUCAAACAUGCAGACAAAACUGCACAGGCCUGCAGUUAUAGCCAAGAAGCACUGUUUAAUAUUUUUUAACUGCAUGUUAUAUCCUUAUAUCAAUCUUGAACAUGCUGAUCUAAUAUCGUGCAAGUUAGCCUCUGUGCAUGUUACCCCUUCUGGUCAAACAGUAACAGCAGACCUCCAUGGUGCUGUUUUUAUCAAUGUCGUGUAGUUUUCCCCCCAAAGCAAUUUAAAAAGAUGUUACAAAUGUCAACAUUUCCUGAAGUGUUUCCACUUCUCUCGUCUAAUUAUAGCUGGCAGAGCUGUGGAGAAAGGGUGAGAAAAAGCAGGUUCAGUCCUGCUCUGGGUUUGUCCCACCUGUAUUACCUGUCCUGGUGCUGACAGUGUACUAAGAUCUGUAAACGGGUUAGUACUGGUGAAUGGAUUUUAGAGCUCAGAUAUUGGUUAAGUUAAAAGAAGACGAAAAAACUUCCAGUUAUACCACCACUUUAGUGUAAAUUUGGAGUGGGUUAGGGUUAGGGUUAGUAGGAUACAACUUACCCAGUAGGAUACAACACUCCUAGUUUGAAAGGCUUUCCUUGCAGCAAGGGGAAUAAAAAUGUGCACAAGAUAUUCUGUACAAAUUAUAAAACGUAAAAAUACCAUGUCAUUAUUGCUGUGUGGCAAAAGUCUGGCCUGUUGAUAAAUCCACAUUAACCGGUGCUUGUUUAUUAAAUGCAGCCACAGAAGCAGACUGGGAUGCAUAUGUAGAGGGACACUGUAGCAGAGCUCAUGUGCUUUGGCCAUAUGCUGAAAUCUUCAGUGCUAGAACACCAUAUGGCAGAAUCAGAAAGAUAAGCAAGUUUUCUGCUUGGGCACAGUCUGGAAGGUGAAACUUGUAAUUUUGAGUCCAGUUAAUCAGAUCUGAACCAAGGUUUUAAGAAAUGUUUCAACUCUGUGAAUAAGUCUCUUUCCAAACAGUCAUCCUGGAUGUCACUGUGAGAGGUUUAAUCAACAUAACUGUCGUCGAAAGAAACCAAACUGCAGCUUUUCCAACAACAUACUUUUCAUUAACCUGCAUUUCUAAGAGGAAAGAAAUUUUGACAGGAUGUAUCGGUGAUUUAAUGACUUGCAUGUGCUGGAGGAUUUUUGACUCACUUUGCAGAUUUUUUUCCUUCCAGUCCUGUUUUUGAUCGGCACGAGCGCUACUGCCAGACUUAAGACUGAAAUUGUUUGUUGCAUUUACAGACGUAUGAAUUGUAUCAAUUUACAGUUAAUUUUAAGUUAAUGAACAAAGCAGUCAUUUCGUGAUGUACCAUGAAAUUGUUCUGUUUUUAUUAUUUUUAUUUACGAGCCUUUGGGAGAGGGUUGUUGUGUAGUGUGUAUCUUCUAUCAGAGAUUGCAGAUACAGCAUUAUUAAUCAUACCACUGUUUGUGUUUAAAAGUCUGUACAACCACUUUUCCACCUCUUGAGUCCACAGUGAGUGUAAAUCACUGCAGGCUUCUGCUGUUUGUUGUAGAUCCCAGCCAAGCUUGUCUCUGUCUGUGAACUUGGCACAGUUCAGUUAUUGGCUGUUACUGAUUGUUUUCUCUCUCCUUGUGUUUUGUUGCAGGGACCAGUUAUUCUCCACAGGAAAACUCUCACAACCACAGUUCCCUUCAUAGCUCCAACUCACAUUCAAACCCCAGCAAGACCUCAGACACAGUAAGUAUAACCUGUGCUGCAACAUGGGGCCCAUAAUGGACUAAACAUCUUUAUUUCAAUGCCGCAUGUUGAAGCCUUUCUCAAUCAUGGCUGGUUUGGGGUAGAUGCACAGUUUUCACUUCAAGUUUUGAUGAUUUCUCAUAAGUUAAAAAAGCAUAAAGAGAUGUUGAUGUAAAGCAUAAAAAUGGGUAAACAGUUACUAUUCAUCUGGAUUCAGGAUGAAACUGCCCUGUACAGGUUGGUUGAUCUCUACAGACGUAGGGAGAGCAGUGUAAUCCUCUGGGAAAUAACAGGCCAGUGAGAAUGCCUCCUUUGGGGCUUGUUUUGCCUCUGUUAGGUUCAGAUUGUUGUUCUGAGUGUCUGGCAAAACUGCCAUAAAGUGUCACUGCAGUGAUGGACUUUUUAUCGAUUGAUCCUUAUUUUGAACCAGUGAAGCCAUUGCAUUUCUGCGCUGGUGUUUAUCAUCAAAGACAGUGAUUCAGCUCAAAGAAUAAAGGAGUUGUUGGCCUACCAUGGCUUGGAUUGGUGAGUCUUCGGUGUGAUUGUGUACAGCAAGAAUAUAGUGUCGAAUCAGAAAAAAAAAGAAGAAAAUCCAAGCAACAGUCUAACCAGCAAAUCCCAUAUUCUGUGAGGUCUGAUGGCUCUGGAGAGUGAUAUAAAGGCAGUUUGAGGUUGUACUGAAUGAGUUAUUCAGUUAGCAGUCCCCGGGCCAAACCCAGCUCAUAGGCUACCUCUGAGUGGUCCCACCAUGACCAGCAUACAUCAAUCUAAAACCAUUUAACAGUUCAUCUGGUGUGGCCUGAAGUAUUUCUUUGUCCAGAGUUGCACCUGCGCAAUAUCAUUAAAGGACAUUUUAAUGUUUAUUAUUUUAUCAAAAAGUAGUACUGGUAUCGUGACAGCCCUCCGAUGCAGUAAUUUAUGAAUAGGCCUGUAACAUGUGAGGUAUGACUUUGAAAAACACUACUCAGACUCUCAAGUAGUGAGAAUGAGCACUGGCUGUUUUGGAUGAAGUGAGCAUAUGUAACGACGACACUGACUGCUGUUCAUCAGUUUUCAUGCACUCAGUGUAACUCUGCCAGAUUUGUGACUGAAAGUUUUUGAAAUGUUCAAUAAUUUCUCAUUCUCAUUCCCACUAAAAAUGUCUGGCCUUGUUUUGCUGGUCUUUAAAUUUGCCCCCUCUAAAAAUGUUAUUAAUUUGUCCUGGGUCAGGGUUAGAGUUAGGGGUUAGGCGUAAGGGGAUAGGAGUCAAAGUUGGGGUUAGGAUUAGGGGUUGAAAAGUAAUUGAAUGUCCCCGGUGUACACAAAGUUAAACAAAAUGCAACAAGAUUUUAGGGUUUCCUGAAGUAGGACAGAGGAGCAAAAACUGAUCCAUCAGUGCAUUGUUAUUAAUUUGUAACAAUAAUGUAAUUUGUUUUACCCCAAUAUGGAUUCAGGCAGCUCUGGUGUUGACCCUUUAUAAAAGCCAACUGUCAGCCAAACAGCUAACUACUCACUGAACCCCAGCUGCAACUUUGUCUGUCCUUGAUUUCAACAGAACGUGUCCAACAACAGUUAUGACCCAUGUUUCCUGUACAUGUAGAAGCACUUCUCUCUGCUGCUGUGGAUAUGAGCCGUGAGAUUAAUAAAAAAGCAGCGAGCCACAUCGUUUGCUCUGACAUCAUCACAGUGCAGUGUACGGAUUUCCAUCUUUUGAGCAGCAGAGUCCUCCUGUCCACCCUGUCACUCACUGUGGUGUUAAUUUUCUCCAGACUUCAUUUGUUAAGUUUCUGGAGGACUGUAUUAAUGAUCGGCUGUGUUGAGCAUGCCGAGGAUUUAGUCGCGUACAUCAUACUUGAGCUGACUGUUGGUAAGCCUGUACAAGAGUCACCUUUUAACUGUCCUUCUGGGGCAGCCGCUAAAUCUUGACAAGGCUUCCUCUCAGUCUUUUUGUCUUAAGGCACAGGUGUUUACCUGUGAACUUGACAACCUGAUCACAUUUAUGUCCAGCUGUUCUUUUUGCUCUUGACUAGGCCUGGGCGAUUUGGCAAAAAAAAAUGAUCACGAUUUAUUUUGUCAUAUCGUCCGAUCUCGAUUAUUACCCCGAUUUUUUAAAACUGCGAGUUUUAAAACAUCUCUACUAAAAACUAAAAAAAACUAGAGACUAGUUCAACAUUUUAUUAACAUACAAAGUCAAUAACAAAGCAAAUUGAAUAAGAUUCACUUUAAUUCAACAUUUUAAUUCAACAGUACAACAAAUGUAGAUAAAUACUAAGUAAUACAGAGAAUUAGUUUACAGUCCUGAGUGUUUUUGCAGGUAUGCAAGACCCAAAAUAAACAAAUCGCCCCUCAGAGAUAAUGAAGGUGCUUUAAAAUGUAAACAUUAGGUGAUGUUAACAUAGAUGAUACGCAUACCUGCCAACAUUUGGGUUAUAUAAUCCAGGAGUUGUUGUGGGGCACGCUGGGCAGUUUUGGGGUGACCUCUUAUGGUGAAUACGAGCUAAUUAUGAGAGUAUUUGUAAUUAAAUUGCUCAUCCAAAUAAGUAUAAGUGAAGCUGCACACUUUUGUUUAGUUUUAACAAUAACAAAUGGUAAUAAAAAGAUAAAAGGUAGGAUAUGCCUUUUAACUUAUUUAGUCCACUAAUAUUAGUGUUAAAGUCCUCAUAUGUUUUACAUACUCUCUCCUGUAUGAGUCUCUCUGAACAUCUGUGCAUGUAAUACAGCACUUUUUUAUCUGAGGCUGCCCUGAAUGCAUCACUCUCGCAUAUCUCGCGUUUGUUUUCCUUUCAUUGAAGUUUUCAUUUUCCAACAAACACUGCUUUAAUAUAGUUUACAGCUGAAACCGACCUGAAUCAUCCAGAACUGUAAAGUAAAAGUUUCAAUCCAGUGUCUGUGAGGCUCAGCAGAAAUACAGGACAAACUUCGGUUGUCUGGAAACCCGGAAACUUUAGACAAAUAUAGUGAUCCAAUUUAUGAAUGAAUGCUGACAAUUAGGCCUGUCACAAUAACAAAUUUUGCUGGACGAUAAUUGUGCUACAAAUUAUUGCCGAUAAACGAUAUUAUUGACACCGUUUUUUGAAUUAUAGAAAAUGACAAUAUAUGGCAUAAUAAUACGAGUACACCAUGUCAAAAGUGAUAAACUCUCAUUUCUGCAGUCUGUCAGCGCGCACCAUUUUGCGCUGUUUUGUUUAUAUUUGCUUUGAUUACCAAACGCUUCAGUAAGCGGUACCUGUCAGGACGAUGGCUCCGCAGCACCUCCGGCGGUACUUUUUUUGCUCAGUUGGGAAAAAUGGAGGGGAUGAUUGUGCUUGAGCUGCGCGUGCAUGUUCGUCGUAUUCCCCUUCUUUGUCACCACAACUUUGGAACAAAUACGACAUAUCGCCUCGUCCGUAUUUGUGGGCUCACCUCUUUCAUUUGGUUUAAAGCCGAAAUAUUCCCACACUUGGGCUGUUGCGUUCGGUUUAGACAACAAAGCUGUCGUGUUCAUUCUGUUUACUUGCUUUUCACUCACGACGCUCACUUGCAGCACUGUAUCCAAAAGUCUGUGUCUGCGCGCCAGCCCCCCCCCCCCCCCCCGACUGACAGGAGGGUUCGCUAACUCCGUUCAUAUAGAGCCAACGCCCCCAGGUGCAAAAAAUGCACAGAGUGAGACCUCUUCUCUCAUCCAGCGUGUUUGGUAGCGAGAGAGGAGGAAAACAAACGCACGUUAAUUAUCGAGGCUGGCAAAAUGACCGACCUCGUUUUUAUUUACCGAGCGAUAAGGCGAUUUAUUGAUUAUCGCGACAGGCCUACUGACAAUGCUACAAGAGAUUCCCGGGAGAAAUGACAAUACGGGGGGUGGGCGGGAGAUAGGUCUGAAAUACGCUAGAGUCCCGGGAAAAAACGGGAGUGUUGGCAGGUAUGGAUAUAAUUGAUCGUUGUUUUGGUCUGGUGGCUGCACCGCUGGUUGUGGCUAAACUGCUAAUGCUACUCGUACCGUCAGCAGUGACAGGCUGUACAGACUCCACUCGCAUUUUCAUGCUUCCCGCAUAAUCACUCGGGAAGAACAGAUUUGUUAUUUAGCCGGUUUAUCGGCUUAAUUGCUCGACGUCACUUUGGAGAGACAUUGAAUAACUUCUCAACUAUAACAUCCAUUCCUCAGAGGAUGACUCAAAGUCACGGCUGGCAUCUAUCUUGCUGCCCUCAACUCCGCGUUUAGCUCCAUGUUCGGUCAUUCUGUUUACUUUUCCAGUAACUUACAGAAGUGAGCAGGAAAAGCUCGACUGAUCGGCUGUUGUGACGCACGUUUCCGCCAUGUUUGAUCGAGUAAAUAUGCUCACAGCUGAUCACCGUGAUCGAACUGAAAUUAAUUGCGAUCAUCGAUCACGAUCAUAUAAUCGCCCAGUCCUACUCUUGACUCUUUUAUUCUGUUGAUUAGUGGACAACAGUGAUUUUAUUUUGGCUCAGUCUUGUUGAAACAAUACAAGCUUUCUGUAUUAUAUGUUUCUUAACGAAUGAAAUGGCUAUUUCUGGCAUGUCUGCAUGUUAUGGAAUCAAUAUCGUAGCAUAUUAAUCAAUGUUAACCAACUAUGCUGAAUCAAAUUGUUACCCAAAGAAUUGACAUUAAAUUGAGAGGGUCUUAAAAACACCUGUGAUCCUCGACCUAUAAACUAUACCAGCAGAUCCAUCACAGCCCAUCAAAGAUGAGGCAGAAGUUUCAGGAGGUUUCAUGGGUUAAGAUGAUGUGAAACAGACACUUGAGAUGAACCAGUUUAGAUCUAAAGCUCUCUAAUAAUUAAAUUGAAUUUUCUUCGGGGACUAAUAAAGUUCUUAUCUUAUCUUCUUAAUAAAACAAAAUUAAAAAACAGAGUGGUUGCUGCAUGUUUAGGAAUCUGUAUUAAUAGCUGUUUGGAUGGUAAAAAGUUGACAGAUGGAGGAUCAGACGAACAUGCAUCCUGGGAGGUCUUUAUUCUAGAAGGAUGCCAUUACUUCCCUGACUGAAGGGGUGAGCAAGGGAGCAUUAUAAUCCAGAUUUAUAACUGAUGAUGGAAAAAUGACAUGUUAAUGCUUCAGAUCAAACCAAUACAGAUGGAAAGGGCUGCUGCACCAAAGGAAAAGCCUUUUGAUGCAGGAGUGUUUGUAUCAGUUAAAGCAUCACCUGUCAUUGAAGUGUAAGGAUGUUGAGGCAGCUGUUUGUCCCAUCAGCUUGUCUGUGCUAUAAUGAUGGAUAGGCACAGCACAGUAUAGAGGAACCCUGUAAAAACUAUUGGAUUAUAUAAUGAAAUGUGACUAUAUCACAGACCUUCAUAAAGUAGAAACUCUUUCACUUUGGUUACCUCAACAAUGUGUAGCUCCUCUGAAAUAAGCCAUUGCUCCCACUUAAGGCGCUCCUCUGAAAACAAGCCAGCCGCAGCAGUCUACCAUCCCCAACAUCUUUGUACGAUUCAGAUUUCAUUACAAGCUCUUGCAUCAGACCCCCUCACACACACACACACACAGAGACACACACACAUUUGCUCACACUUUGGUCUCUGGCUGACCUUGUGUCCCAAUAUCUCUCCUGUUUUCUCUCAGCCUUAUGAACCUGGUGAUGACUGGUCAGAGCACAUCAGCUCGUCUGGAAAGAAAUACUAUUACAACUGCAGGACGGAGGUGUCCCAGUGGGAGAAGCCCAAAGAAUGGCUGGAAAGGUAACUAUAGUUCUCUGUUUCAAAUCACCUGAUUACACAUUCUUGUGUUAACCAGCAUCAUUUGUAUGUGUAAAUAUAACAAAGGUGGGGUCCAUACCUGAUGUCUGUUUAUUAUACAUGCUUGUGUUUCACAGAGAGCAGAGGCAAAAAGAGGCAACAAAGACAGCAGUCGUCAACAGUUUCCCCAAAGACAGGGACUACAGAAGGGAGGCUAUGCAAGCAUCGGCAGCCCCUGGCUUUACUAGUGCAAGUAAGUGUGACACACAAUGAUGCAACACAUUAUCCCAGAGAGGCUGCUGCAACUGAUUCAGUGUCUGUCAUGUCUAUAUUUUUAUGCCUCUGUGCUGAAGACAGCUGUGACAGGAGGCUUUAUUAUUCUGGGUGGCCUGUCUCUCUUGGUCUUAAGAGUUUAUUGUCAUAGGGAAACCUCCGAGCAUUUUUCUAGUUUGGCUCUCGGGCUCAUGAUUGAACCAGCUCCAUUUUGGUGGUUUAAAUUCAGAGUUACUGCCUGAUUAUUUCUUGUUUGUGACUGGAGUGAGUUUUAUAACAUUAGGGUGCAUUAAAGCAAAGUAACUAAAGUUGAAAUGAGGCUUUAGCAUAAGAGCAUAAGAAGACACUGUUGGCUUUUGGAGGAUGAAAAAGGCUUAAACGGUCUUCCUGCAUCAAGAUGCUUGUUACUUUCAGCAAAGUUCAUAACUUGCAGUUUUUGUGCAACUGUAGAGCUUUUAGUGGUACCACCUGGUGUUACCAUCCUGCUACAGGAGUUGAGCUCGGUGGUUGUAGUGUUUGUGGCUGUGAGCUACAGAUCUUGAAGUCUUCUUAGUCAAACCGGUGCUUAGAUGCGGGAUAAAGACCUGAAGGAGGAGUCUGUAUCCUAGCAACGGUAUGAUGGAGAACAUCACACAGAACUUCAGCCAUUGCCUCAGGUGGGAUGUAAAGAAGUAUUGUUACGAUAUGACUAAACUCCCUUGGAACAUAAUAUGGCCAAAGAGCAACUACCAACAGUUCAAUAUGGACAACACAAAUAGUCAUCAGGGUUUUUCCUGGCUCAAAUUGAGGCAGAGGUGGCACCAUCCUGACCAUGCGCCACGACGUGCAUGUAUUUGUAAAUUCAACCGAUUCACUUUCUUUUACAGGCAACAUACUUUAAGUUAAGAGUUCAAAAAAGAGUGUGACCAUUAUCAUGUUAAAGCAUUAAUUUAUUAAAACUAUAUACAUACACAAAUCAGCUGGCAACUUUAAAUUGAAAGUACACUUCAUCCACACAUCUCGCAACCAGACAGAACAUUUCAGCCUCCUCUUUUUCAUUCUGUAGAACCUCCUCAUGCACCCCUUGUAGUCCAAGGCCUCCUGGUCUGGUCCAUCAACGGCCACCUUACAACAGACAUCCAAGUGCCUCUCCUUCAGUCUGUUCCACAGAGGUGUCUUCACCUUAAACAAAACAAUUCAUCAUGCAUUAAGUAUUUUUGUUUUUAUUCUGAUACAGACAUGAAGAGUGAUAGUGUUUUCAAUCAUAUAUUAUAUAUAUGUAUACGCUGCAGUGUCCUCCCUAAAAAAAAAAACGACAACCAAUUAUUUCUUAAACUAUCUAAACUAUGUUAUUUUAUUUUUUGUAACUUUAUUAGUUGAGUGUUUUUAGGUACUACAAUCUUUAAUAUAUUUCUCCUUCUCUUCUGCUGCUUUGUGAAUGGCUGUCACCUCAUGUCUUUUUAAUGUGUCCAGCCUGUAGUUGGUUGAUGGCUGUCUCACUAAGGAGGCAGCAAUUACCUGCUGUGUUGGGGCACAGUGCUUUUGGCAUAAAUAGCAGUGCAUGCCUUCCUCAGUAUGCCUGAGCCAGGUAAAAUGAUUGAGCCAUUGCUUGUCAAAGCCACUGGCUCUGUGUUUUUGAGAAGAUCUGGAAAGAGGAAUAAAAACCACGUACACGUCGGCUUUGCGUUGUUAUGCUCCUAAUUGGAAACUAAUUAAUUAAUUACCCUCGCCUCGCCGACUCGUCCUGUCCUGCAUUCUGACCCUCGCGAUCACCAGUCCCUUGUGGAGUACUUUUAGACCUGACACAAAUUUCCACGUUGUCACCAACAUGAAUUAUAGCAUUUUAACUGUCUGUUACGUUUUUUCUCUGCUGUGUUUCACCUGGACUCUUGACUUUCCUCCUCGCGAGGUCGCUUUUUAAAGUACUGGCUGAUUUUGCCUGUCAUAACUGCAACGCUAAAAACGGAGUAAACUUUUUUUUUUUAAAUAAACACGACAUGCUUGGAUGCCAAAAAGAGAAGCAGUAUUUACCUGUUUGUACCAUCCGCCAGGGAAAAUCAGGACGCCGACAGCACCAACUAGCGGGAAAAAAACUUGAAAAAGCAUGAUUCGAUCCGUUUCUUCUUCGGUAGAUGCUUCAGGUCUUUCCGGUGCACUGCUGUUGAUAUAGCGCCUCUAUAGUGGCGCAACCCUGCAACUGCAGUUAAAAUACGUUGCUGCUGCAGAGGGACAUCAAUCGCUCAAUCAACACAGCUGGAGCUUUACGCUGUGUUGAGCGAAAUCAAUCGCUCUGGCUGGGGGCGGCACAAAAUUAGGUGGAGGCGGCCGCCACGCAAUUUUGAACGCAGGAAAAACCCUGGUCAUUGACAGUAAUGUGUGAAUGUGGAUGUGUUCUAAUUAGCGCUGGGCGAUGUGGAAAAAAAUGUAUAUCACGAUAUGGAUCAUUUUAUAUCACGAUAACGAUAUACCACGAUAUAGCUAUGGUAUGCUUUCAGUUCUAUGAAAAAUUAAAGUGUAUACAGCUGCCCUUGUACAGUGCCAGUACAAGACCAGCACUUAAAAGUAGAAAAAUGAAGAAAUAAAUACGUGGCUGAAGUGCGUUCAUGUUCAAGAUAAAAUGCUCCUAAACUGAUGUCAGGACCACUGUCAAAGGGUGAGAUGAUGUAAGGUUAAAGCUGUAAAAGAUUUAGUUCCACGGUAAGAAAAUCAUCUGAAGUUUGGAGAUUAUACAAAUUGUGAUUCAAAGAUUUUAAUGUUUAAUUGUAAAUAGGGACAUAAAAAACUCUGCAUUUAUUUGGUGUAAAUUUCUGUUUAUUUUAUAUCACAACAUAGUGAUAAAUCAAGUAAUCAGUCAACCCAUCAAUGGUAUUUUGUAAUAAUCAACAUUAUAUCAGCAUCAGCCCUCACAGAUCUUCCACUGAUCUGAUCGGCAGUGACAUUAAAUCAAACAAAAAACAGUAGCUGGCUCGUGUAAAAUUCUGUCACAAUGUUUUAAAUAACGCCGCUCGUUCUGCUUCUGACAGAAAUGCCUUGCUCUUAAAUCUAUAGCAGAACCCAAGUCAUUAUCUCGGCAAUGUUACUUGCUAAGAUAACCAUGUUAAUUUCAUUUUAACAUGUUUGGAAAAAUGGAUUUAUACAUCACUGUCUGUUUUAUUUUAACCAAUGAUCAGCAACACUGAUGGUUGCUAUAACAUGAAGCCGAACGCUGUUAACCAACAGUGAAAUAUGACAGUGUGCUUGAAGUGGCAGUUUUAUGAUAAUCCAGCUCAUCAGGUGUCAAUGCAUAGCCACAGUUCACCUGGAGUUCACCUCCUCAUUACGAUGUUCACUGACAGCUCUCUGCAGAGCUCCUGUUGCCUCUGGCUUUUCAUCCAACUCUCAUCCAAAUUUCUUAUUUUGCUGCCGUUUCUGCCUCAUCCAUGAAAUGGGCUUCAUCAGUAAGCAAGGGGAACUUUUUUUUUCUUUUUCUGAUGGGUGUCUGUGUUUUGCCUCUGUCAUUUUGAAGGUCAAGUUAAGUUAUUUGGGGGUUCAUGUUUUCUAUGAUUGACACUUGAUACAGCCUAUGGGCGUAUGAAGAUUGCAUAGCUCACCCAGGGGAUACGCUGUUUGAGUGUCAUCACAGUGACUCUCUGCGACUCUCCUGCCUAAUGCGUUCAAUGCUACUGCACAAGUGUUGAAGUUCAUACAACACUACUGCGCAAUAUUGGUUCCAGGAAAUGAAUAAAGAUCGCGGAAAUACCGAGAGCUUUCGGUUUCAAAUCUGUAUACUAGCAGAAGGUGAAACAAAGUUGUCCAUAGUUUAUACAGUCUGUGGUUUCAACCAGUGAUGAUUGCUCUAAGACUGACUUAACUAGAGAAGUGUAGAGUGGGUUGUUCUGCUGCUCGAAACUGGACAGUCAUUGGAUAAAUGCUGGGCUUUGUCGCUCAGCGUCUCUGGGGGUCUAUGGGCAGGGGGCUGGCCUGGACGCUCGGCUUCUGCAUGAUGACUGGAUGAUCUGUCUGAGGCAGAAUCCCUUUUUGAUUGACAGCGAAAUGAGCAAAUCAGCGAUCCUAAAGUAUAAGAGAGCAUUUUCCAAGUUUAUCAUUCUUCCAUUGUUCUAAACUGAUCCAGAGACUUUACCAAUCCCCAGAAACUUUGUCUUUGUUAAAAACAACUAGCGUUGUGUUUGGCAACUCUCUUCUGUUAGGACAGGGUCACAGAUUAUUUUCUUAAAAAGGAACGGAGGAUAGAAUUUACAUAGAAAUAAACAAACACAUUUAUCAUGUAGGCCGGGGAAAAAAUGAGCUUUCCCUCCUUGAAAGACCAGCAACCGCCACUGGUUUAACAAAUGACCAACAAAGUGUUUUUAGUGUUGCACAGGAAUCUUUCAGUAGAAGCUCCUUCAGUGUGAUGUUGACAUUACUAUUAAAAAUAGGAAUGGGCAGAAUUAAUCAAUGAUCAGUUCAUUGAUUUUUAAGAAGUAUGUUGAUCACGGGAAAUUUCAAUUGAUCCGAGGUUAUUUAAAAGGGGCUGAUAGCGUGCAUCCAUUCAGCUGCUUUCCAGCAAAGAUGAACAAUGAGGAAAAACCCAGUUUUUUGUAUAUUUUCUGCCAUUCACGAAAAAAAAAACUGAUCAAAUCAAUGAUUGAUCGUUAAUUUAUAUGGUUAAUCGACCGAGGGACUGUCUUAAAAUGCCCAUUACUAAUAAAAAGUUUGUCGGUUUUUUUUUUUCAAAAGCAGGAGUUUCCACAGGUCUGGUCUCAACCAUCUCCAGAUGUUCUUGCAGAUAGUUUGCCAACUUGUUGAUCAGUAUAAUGAAGUUGAAGCUGAUGUUCUCUAAGUCUCUUGUAUUCAAACCAUGCUAUUAUCAUAUUAUCAUAAUACGCCCGCGCUUAUCAUUUAAACUAACAAUGUUUCUAACAGUAAAAAAAAAAGAACUCCACAAUAACACUCAAAAGUGAUUUGGUAGUCUUAGAAGCAAACAUACUGCCAUAGAAACUCAGCAGAGAUUUCAUUCUGUUACAUUUACAAUCAUGUAAAACAUAACAGUGAAUCCUUUUAAGCUAUUUGGCAGUUACCUUGAAUAUCACCUCAGGUGCAGCUGCAUCAUAUUGAUGUAAUAAAACAACUGCAGUCAAAGCAGGAUAUUUUUACUAUGUCAGGGCGCUCCUCAUUUAAACUUACUCCUACGCAAGUGAGCUAUCAAUGACGGUGUAAUUUAUCAUGACUAACCCGUUUCUACAUACCUGUCAACAACUCUGAAAACGCUCCCUCAUACACAGACCUGAUGUUUGUAUUAUCAUCUGGCACAAUUGUGUUCAUGAAUGACCGCUGUAGAAAAGUUCAAACAAAGAACGAACCAAGUGUUAAGUCUGGUUCUAGAGUUGAUUUUUCUAGUUGCAGAUUUUGUCUCUCAGUUCAGACUGUUUCAGCAGGAGCUGCUGUACUGAGGAAAUUAAAGCUGGAGUCUAAAAGAAGCAAACCACACUCAGGACAGAGGUUGUGGUCCUUUGUAGGAGUGUUAAGAUUAAUCUGAAUCAAAUGCAGGUUUUCAGAGUUUAAGAUCCAGGUGCACCUGUCUGCAGCACCUGGAUCAGUAAACAUGCCAAAGAUAGCCAGGUUUCAAAGUUACUAUCUGAGCUCUUGCUGUGCGAGUUUCAAUCUCGAGGGACUUUGACGUUGACAUUUAACCUUCUGGUUUGGAUUUACUGUUCCGCACUUUAGAAAUCAAGUCAUAUGGACUUAAUUUGAAGGAUAGAAAACUCAGUCCUUCUUCCUGUGCGCUCUGUGAAAAAAGACGUGUGUGAAUGCAUGCAUCAACACAUGAAGCACUAAUAUUCAACCCUUUGCCUGAGAUUAUCACGACACCUAAAGCCUGUUUGAUUAUGAAGGUUUACAAGCUUACAGGGAUGUUUGGAGGUAUGCUCUGUGGUUAAUUGGUGAAAUUGGAGUGAGAAGGUAUCAGGCAGUUGUCAGGGUUUCUAAAUGAAGGCAAAGCAGCAAAAACUACAAAAGUUUCUAAAUGUGAAAUUAAAUAAUUCAAACCCACUUGUAGAGUUGUUAUCAUCGUAACAGUAGUAACAGCGUUGCUCUUCUGUAGGGCUGCAGCUAUCAAAUAUUUUAGUAAUCCAGUGUUCAACCAAUUAUCUUUUUUUCUCUUUCGUCAUCGCUUUUUGUGUUUCCCUCUUCUUUUCCCCUCUCAUUAAUUAUUUUUUCCACUCCGCAAAACCAAAACAGCACUUAAUCCUCCUUCUACCUUGGUGACGAAAGUCCGUUGUGUCACCUUGAAAAUAAUCUGUGCGAAACAGUGACGAUUUGAGGUUAUACACGAGUACUCGAGGCAGAGAAAAAUCCUCAAUCAUUUUUUGUAAUUGAGGUACCCAAGGAAUCGUUUCAGCCCUACUCCUCUGACUAACCUGACUCAGUGAGCUCUGUCUUAGAGUGUUUGUUUUUAUGUACUUUUGAUGGCUUUCAUUCGUGUGUUCUGGAAAGUCUAGUCCUUGUUGAAGGGUCUAACAGGGUCCUGCAAAGAUCUGCAGAGAGGCCAAGGUCUCUGUGAUAGUCAUGAUUGGCUUUCAUGUUUCUCACCUGGCAUUAGAUUGUACAAAGGGUCUAUUCUUUUGUCUCUUGGAGGAUUGUAUAUCUGAUGAAAAAGAAGUCACCUCUCCCUUUCUGCUGUCCACAGAGUCCGCCCAGGUGGAGAAACCUGCAGCCACCCAGUCCCAGUCCUCGUCCUCAGGCUCAGGGAGCUUAAACCCUUCGUCAGGGCCUCCUGGAUCAUCUGCCUCCACAGUGCCCGUGUCCCCAGUCCUGCAGUCCCCUGCCCCUCCUCUGCUCCAGGACCCCACCCUGUUGCGCCAGCUCCUCCCUGCACUUCAGACUGCCCUGCAACUCAACAACGCCAGCGUGGACAUGGCGAAAAUCAACGAGGGUGAGGAAAAAGCUGAAGAUACACUGUCAACACUCAUCAGGUUCACAUUCAGCUAGCUGUGUUGGUUAUUUGAUUGGUCUGGAGUCUGACUAGUCAGGGACAUAGACAUGUAAACUCUCCUGUCAGCCUGAGUGCAGGAGUCUCCUGUUGUUCCUUGGUCUCAGUGUUGCUGUCUGGAGUAAGACUGCCUCUUGUGUUGGUCUCAUUGAUGGUGGGAUGAGGAGCUUUAUCGGAUCCCCUGUCCUGAGAUCUCCUGUCUUAAGAAUUGAGGCAAAAAGCCCAAAAGUAAAUCUUGAAAAAAUAAAAAACAAAUACACCUGCUGUGUUCCUCCCUGGCAUUUGACAGACUGAUCACCACCUACUGGACUGGCUUGCUUAUGAGCACUUUCAACUGUUUCUGCUUUGUCAUGCAGAGAAGUAUUCAGAUCACUGGUGGGGAUAGUAUUUGUUUUGAAAAUUAGGUAUAUACAUCAGGGUCUGAAAAUAUCCACAUCUGUGUGGACAAAGCCUUGGUGGUUAAACAAGGAAACGCUUAGUCCACGUAGAUCAGUCAGUGUAAUCCUUCACCUUUGUUUUUGUCUAGGAUUUAUAAUCAGAGUUACAGCAUGACACGUUUCAAACUGUUGAUCAGGUUUUUACUCCUAGAAGUCUCCUCUCCAAAGUGACUGAGGGUGUCUGAGGGGUUAAAACUCUGACUGAAGCCUUUUUAACUUAAAUAUGUGUUCCUUCAGCACUCGGCUUUAGGAACUACUCAUCUAUUGUUGGAGAAAAUUGAUGAUGUUCCUUAAAAACUCCCAGUGUAGUCUUCUUGAACGCUUUAAUGACACCCCAUACUGCUCACAGUCAGCACUCAGUAACAACCUGAUGCACCUUCCAGGUAAAAGGUAGGUCUGUGGUGGAGGUUGAAGUAAGAAGUUGCAGCACUACACUGACUUCUGCUUCUUUUUCUCAAAUAGUCCUAUCGAAUCCAGAAGACAUACACUGUUGCCAGUCUGACUGUUGUAUGAUCAUACUGUCUCCUGCAGCUCAGUCCUUUUUAAAGGUGGAGCAGGACCUCCAUCUCUGUAACCCUCUUCAUCAGGAGGAAACAGGAGAAUCCAGCUCGGCUAAAUCCACUAUUUCAUUAUUGUUACUGUGUUCAUAAGUUGUCAGUCUGAGCAUUCCGCAGUUUGUGAACAUGUCUUCCUCACUAAUGCUAGCUUACCUUUGACUUAAGGGGUUUCAGCUGCAGUUAAUGCUUCCAGGCUUUAAGCAGACACUUCUCCAGCUGAUCUGUGUUUGAACUGUGUAUGACUGUCCAUGAAUGGCUGGUCUUGCUUAUGUUUGUAUAAACGAAAAACAAAGAGGACUACUGUAGGGUUGGCAUGUUGAGACAAAGAUCUGCAGGGCAAGAAGUUUGAAUCAGGUUAAUUGAAACAUAUUAUCUCAUGACUGUUUGGUCUUGUUUUCUGUGACUGACUGACAAGAGCAGUCACAGAGCUUCACUUCUCCAGAGCUCUGAGACAGUCUGGUAACCGGUACCUGUGAAUGCUGAGUCUGCAUUUACAGGGUUUCUCCUGCAUGUCUAAGUUAGAGGUGGCUGCCUCAGCCUUAUUUUCAUACUGCUGCAGGUCCCCGUCAGUAUUGAUGAGUGUUUUCAUGAGGACCACAGUAUGUAAAGGACAGCACCCCAUCAAUCUUGUCAUUCGCACUUGCAGUUAGUGCAUUAUGCCAGUGUAUUUGUGUGGUGUGGAGAGAGGAAUGCAGGGAGAGCAGUAGGAGGGGAGAGAAGCUGGAGAAGGAGAGAGGAGAGCAGGGAGAGGAGCAGGUGUGUGUUUCCCUAAGUCUGUGGGGUAGAGGGCUAUAGUGGCUGUGGAGAUCAGGGGUCUGUGGGUGCUGAUGAGUUAUUUACUGCAAGGCAGCAAGUGACUUUGAUCCUUGUAGUUGUCAAAGUGAAGUAAGAGUCUUGUCGUCAUGGAGUUGAAAGCUUGAAAAGGUUGAGGGAUGUAUUGGAUCAGCAGCCUGUGGAAAAAUGUCGUUUCUGUGUGAUGGAAGAGCUAUAGAUCCUUUAGUUUUUAAUGACAUUGUAAAACUACUUAUCUACAACUGAAGGUCUGACAUUCAGUUUCAUAAAUAUUAUUAUAAACAAGAAGUCGGUGCUCAAAACGAAGAAUUUAUGCAGUCAAUGUUUGCAAUUUUUUAAUUCAUGUAUAUUGGGAGUUCAACUUAAACUUAUUACCACAACUUUUCACUGAGGCAGAACCACAGAGACAAAGGUCAGAGUUCAUACUAAUAGUGGGGUCAACAGGUUACAGUCAGGGUCAUGAAAACAGCUCUGUUAUGUUUUUAUCCAAUCACUCAUAACUCUGUAAGGUGAGAGACUGUAACACAGGAGUUGCUGGUCUCUGUCACUCUUAAAUAAACAUCUCCAGACCAACAUAUGAAUGAUAAGGCUGAAAAUCUGGUGAAGACAUUUAUCAUUUAGAUAAAGUCAGUUCUCUUUCAAAAUAAAAGCAUGGGCUCAUGAGAAACUGGUUUAUGAAAACAAACCAGUCCACAACAAAAUACUGUUAGACACCCAGAGUCUACUGUGCCGGGGACCUCCAGACAGUUGUCUAUUUUGAAUGACGCUGCUGUGAAUUCACAUAUUAGCACUGUGUCAUAUUAAUGCAGCUUUUACGGCCUCUCAUUGUUGAAAACAGUCUCUAAUGUGAGGUUCUCUGUUCUUUGACACAGUAACUAAUGUUUCUAAAAUAUGCCAUAUGUAGCAGCAUGCUGGUGUGUUUUGAUAACGUCCUGACUCUAAACUCAUGUGAAGUUGGUGACUGUUAGAAAUGAUACCGCCUGUGUGCUGAAAACCGCUGCUCGUUUCUGCAGGGCAGCUGUUCAGCAAGUGCAGCCUCUCUGUCAGCAGCACCUUGAAUCUGUGCUGGUUAAUGCUGUGAGUGAGCUGAGGAGUGCAUUUGUUUUCUUUUUGAAAAGUUCCUGAAACAAAGCUGAUCUGAACCCUAAUGUAAAAACAGACCUUACAUAUCUUAGCGUCACAUUUUUUUGCUGACUUUUAUAGUUUUACCUAAUCAGAUGGCCUGUUCAUCUUCCACCACACAGAUCAGUAUUUACAUUUGAGUAGUUGGUUGACCACAUUUUAAUAACACAGGAGAAUAAAUGAAGGGAAAAAAACAUGCUUCCAUAUGUGAUCUCUCUUCAUGUUGUCUCUGUACCAGUUCUUUCCGGGAAACUGCUUACAUUCAGAGUUCUGUUUCAGUUUGUUUGGUUCAGGUUCUGAUUCUGGAUCCCUUUAUCGAUUCCCCCUCUGCGAUAAAUAAAGUUCUUCUUAUCUUCAGUUAACACCAACUUAACACCAACUCAAUGGAACUGAACACCAACUUGAUUUGACACCAACUUAAUUUAUCCAUUUCCACUUUGUUUUCUGAGGAAGGAAGUAAAUGUUAAGUUUCUCCUACCACAGCCAGAACCAAAACUUCUUCAAGUGGAUAUUUCUGUCUGGAUCACAGGACUCAAUGUGACUCUGAACCCACAGUUACACCAGGAUUUUUAAUGUCAGUGCACACUCUUACAGUAUCUCAUAUAUUGACACAUCUUUUUGUUUCUGUCCAGUUCUCACAGCUGCUGUCACACAAGCUUCAUUACAGUCGAUGCUCCAUAAGAUCCUCACUGCUGGACCGUCGGCUUUUAAUAUCACUACUAUCCUCUCUCAAGCUGCUCAGCUCUCCAACCAAGGUAACCCACACCAACCAAGAAAGAUGUUUUUUAUUCCUCUGUAUGAUAGUUCAGUGAGUGAGAACCAUGAAGUCUGGCUUCUCUAAUCAAAGUGCUGCCAUGGUCCUGCAGAAAAUACACUCUUAUGAUUGUCCUCUGCAGAUUGUUUGAUUUCUAAGAUGGUGUCUUUGUGUUUCUGAACCUCAAGCAGCUCAGCAAUCCAACCAGUCACCCAUGUCGUUAACAUCAGACGCCUCAUCGCCCAGGUCUUAUGUUUCCCCGAGGAUCAGCACACCACAGACCAAUGCCGGCCCCCUCAAACCCCUCCUCAGCACGCAGCCCGUCAUCUCACAGCACAAAGUAAGUGAGAAUGUGUUCAACAAGUUUAUACUGAGCUCUGAGAAGCAGAGUGAAGGCCAGCUGGACAAGGUUUUGGACAAGAGUUCACUGGAAACAAUCUGUCGAAUGGGGGGAAAAAAAACACUUGGCAUGUAUGAGCUGGAAGAUUUUUUCCAGUGAAGAUUUGAGUUUUUCUUUUUCUCAUGCAAUUUUCAGACACAAAGCAAAAUGAACACAAAUACAAAGAGAAGAUUCUCCAUAGUGGUUUGUAUUUAUAACGGGAUACAGAUACUGUAAUCAUCAACAUCCUACAGACCAGUCCAAAUAAAGUGACCUCCUGCCACCAGCAUCUUUCAAGUGGGAAGGACCUCUGUCAUGCUGCUCAGUGCAGAAUUUCAAGCACCAACAUGACCCCCUGGUAGUGAUGCACGAUAUGAAAAAUUUCAACCGAUACCGAUAACCGAUAAUUUUCUUCUUCUCAUGGCCGAUACCGAUACCGAUAACCGAUAAAUUCAUAUUUUUACAUUUAUUAUAAUCUUCAUAUAAUCUGCAGUUUGUGCAGGAUGCAGCGAUUGAAAACUGAUAUUUUUGUUACUCUGGCCUAUCUAGAACAACAUACAAAAGUUUUUGGCUCUUCAAAUGUGGUCAUUUGCUAUAAAUAACAAUAACAGAGCAAAAAGCAGAACUUCAUUUGAUCCCCUGAACUGUUCAACAGAACUGUAAACUGUAAAGGAGCCAUUAUGAGCCGUCCAUAUGUCUGUGGUAAAACUCACGUGUAGUCCGUUCUUGUCGAUCAGGUUGUGAAUGUAUGUGGCGACAAUAUCAUAGAGUGCAGGAAGAGACACAUCCGAGAAGAAGCGGCGGCUUGGGAGAGUGUAACGUGGCUCCAAGUGUGCUAUUAACUUACGUAAACCCGGGUUCUCAACGACGGAAAAAGGCUGGUCGUCGACCGCUAUGAACUCCAUCACUUUGUCGUUAAUGGCUUUAGCCUUUUCGCUGUCUCUUGAGAAGCUUUUGCAGUUCUUAAACGCCUGCUGAAUGGGGACAUCGAUCCUCCGUAGUGUUGUUGUCUUAGCUUUAGUACCGCUAGCAGCUUCGGCGGCUGUCUCAUAUUCUUUUACUACCGCUUCGCCGCGAUGGCGACUUCUCAGAUGAGCUAUCAGAUUCGUUGUGUUAAAACUUGACGUCUUCUUUCCUCCUCUCGGAAUCCUCGCUGAACAGGUUUUGCAUGUAGCAAUGCUGUUGUCAUCUUCUGCCACUGAGAGAAACGACCAUGCUGGUGAAGACAUUUUAUUAUCUGUCAGGUAGUGACAGGGGUCAGGCUAGGGACCUGCGAGUAAGGCGCGAUAGAUGACAUAACCAGCGCGUCUCGGACGGGCGGCUACUCCGCCUGCAAACGUUACUCGUAAUUUAAUUAAUAUAUCGGAUCUUUCUAUCGGAAAAAUGCACCUAUCGGACCGAUAAAAAAUGACGUAAUUUCCCCCCAAAUCGGCCGAUAUUUUAUCGGUCCGAUAAAUAUCGUGCAUCCCUACCCCCUGGGCUGUUCCUUGUAUUUUAUUUUCUCCUUUAAAAGCUUCAUUGAUGUUUGGAUCAAGAGCUGAAGGUUAUGCUGGAACGUUUAAUAGUGGAUUUGUAAUAAUCAUUCCUCCUUCCUAUGUUGGAGAAGACAGUAACACAGUGCUGUUCCAGUUAGCUUGUUAGCACUAAACUAACCAAUCACAUCACAUCACUCACUCACUCAUUCUUGACCGAGUGGUCAGGAUUCAAGUCUUUUCAGUGAAGAUUUGGCUCAUGGUGUGAGAUUGUAGUUUCUGUCCAUAUUGAUGAAAUGAUGAAUGUGGGAAUGAGCAGGUCAGAGUAAUAGACUGCAUCUUUGUGCUGCAGUGCAGCUUAAAGCUCCUUUAUGGUGUCUUUGGGGUGGGAGACUGACAGACAAUAAUACUGAUGUCUAGGGUUGGGUAUCGAGUAUCGAUGGGGACCGGGACUAACAUUUCGAUUCUUCCGGUAUCGUUCAAAUAUUAAAAUUUCGAUUCCAAGUUUUGAUGCAGGAGUCUGCCGACCGGAAGAAAUAGCCGCCGAAAAUCCACGAAGAAGAAGCCGCUUAACACCAACGAGGACGGAGCAUAUGAGACGAAGCCACACAGAAAGUAAAGAGAAACAGAGAGGGAGAAAGUACAUUGCAACCCACAGCAAUGCAGCCACUGUGGGUUACAAUGCGCUCUCUCUCUGUCUCUCUCCUCUCUCUGUGUGUGGCUUCGUCUCAUACGCUCCGUCCUGGUGUUCGGCAGCUUCUUCUUCGUUGGUCAAAAGUUUGGCUAACUUUAGCAGGAAGAAUGAACUUUUAUCUCAAUGCAACAUUAGCAAUACAGUUAUAUCAUGCAAAGGAGGGUAAACGACCAACAUGAUUAAACGCCUCAGGAUUCAUGGAGGAGAAAUAGUGCUCGUCUUUGAUGGCUUCGCCGGUGUUGUGCCAUAGAAUGCACCCCUGCCGUAGAAUGCACCCCUGACAGGAGCGCGGUUGAAAGUACAUAACAAGGUGAAACAAUCCAAGUUUUCCUUACCGUUGGACAGAAUCUAAAGCGUGUGCCUUUAAUGAUUUCAUUCAGGCUUUUCAGAUAAGCCGAAAACAACAGCCAUCUGAUUCGGAAUAUUUACAGUCCUGAAAAUAUAAUGUUUUCUACCUUAACAGCUUACUGUAGAGUUUAUAUACCCAAGUACACCUCUAUGUGUGCAUUUUUGAGACACAUAAAAACAAAACGAAAGUUUACUGCUCCAUUUGACAUGUUUUCAUGAUCUAAUACUUGUGUUUUUUUAUAUAUGAGAUCAUUGCCUUCCACUUUAAGAAGCUAAUGAGUGGAGGGGAUGCAUUCUACGGCAGGGGUGCAUUCUACAGCACAACACCUGUCUUCCGCUAACCAGUCAGGAUCAGAUAAGUGAAACAAUAAAUUACUUCUGUCCUCUGCUAACUUUGAAGCGGCAAACAAAUUGAACUGUGUACGGUGAGUAAACUUAAAUAUCCAACUAACGUUAGCCCUUGUAAGUUUUCAUAGACAAACGACCUGACAACAAAAAUUGAUAUUUAUAUACUGGUUAAAAAUAGCCCUGUGAGAAAUUCAUUGUAAAGUUCUUAUGAUGUAAAGUUAAUAUGAUUUAAAAAUUCAUGGAGAAGUUCCGAAAUUUCAUCCAAAAAGAAGAGCUCCGGUUAGUGCCCUCAUUCAAACCAUGCUUUUUUUUAAAUAUAUAUAUAUAUCCUGCCUUUUAAAAGAAUCGAUAGGAAUCGGAAUCGAAAUGAGGAAUCGAAAUCGGAAUCGGAAUCGUUCAAAAUCAAACGAUAACCAACCCUACUGAUGUCAAACCAUCAGCAAUUAAAUAGAUUAUUUUUAUCUGCAAUGAUUUUUAAAGCCAAAGUGAUCAUAUGUUGUUUCUGUUGUUAAAAGAGUGUCUGUUGGUGGAUGGCUUGGUAAAGUGAUUUUAGGGUCAGGUGGUUUAUACUCUGAUCCAUUCAGGUGGACUGGCUUUGACUCCGUCUCUCUUACUUUAUUCAGGUGAGCACGCCGUCGGUGAAGCAGGCGUCUCAUCCCCAGCCCACCUCCCAGCAGCCCCUCUCCAGUGACAAGCAGCACAGUCACGAUGCCACCACGGCUUCUCCACGCACCCUCCAACGCCAAGGGUACGUACAGCAACAGGUUAAAAGAUUGGCUCAUCAGUGGGUCUGCUGUGGUCGCUCUGAAGUGUCACCUAAAUAUUGAUUGAAAUAUGAGUCCAGUUAGAAAAGUUAAUGACAUCAUCAUUGUGCUUCUCUGUCAGCUCUUUAUCACCAGAGUGAAACUGUGUGAGAUCAAGUAUUUCAGCUCAUUCACAUCCACUCAUGAAUGGUUUUGACCUCCAUAACAAGUGGAUUCUGACUGCUCAGUCUUUCAGUGUGUUGUGUCGUAGCACCAUCUGCUGGUCACUGAUGGAACAAUGAAAGCUCUGACUGUGGUUGUGUCUGGAUUCAUUCACUUAGUUGGUUCUGAGGAGUGGGUAUUAUUCAGUAAUAUUAUCAUGUUUAUUUUGAUGGAGUCUCCCCUAAAAGCCUUUUUAAACGUUUUUGGCAUGGCGUCUGUAUAUGAAGACACAAAUAUUUUAGAAGGCAAAGCCAAAUCUGCACUUUUGAAUCAGUUUCACAGUCAGUCGUUUGGUCGGGCAGGGCUUGAGACUGCAACCAAAAUGGUCACAUAUGCGACAUUUUUUUCAGCACCAGCUCACUAUGGUGUGACUGCAUAUGUUUCAAUUCUCUCCACUAACACAGGCUAUCAGACAUUGUGGUUAAAAGUCACCCUCUUUUUUACUCGCAAAAUCAAUCUCCUCCACCUGCACUCUCUCCUGUUCUGGACAGUGAGCGCAAUCCCAUGCACAUGCAGCACAUUAUGAGUACUAUUACACACACCAUAGACAGACAGAACUCAGGGAGUGCUACACCUUAGCUAUUUCCACAAAUGUAAAGUUCUAUCGCGGUUUAUUUUAAUGAAGACAGAGUGGAGGAGGGUGGUAGUGAGGGUGCACCAGCAAAAGGUGCCAAAUCAGAUGGUACUGAUUAGGGCUGCACGAUAUAUCGUUUGAGCAUCGUCAUCGCAAUGUACGUGUGUGCAAUAGUCACAUCGCAGAGCUUGCGAUGUCGGAGGUGAAUGAACUCAUCUAAUUUCAAGGGUAGCCGACUGAGAUACACUGCAUGUGACUCUGCAUGUGCUUUGCAGCGAUCCACCAAUCACCUUCGUUCUUUACUCAGUUGCCAAUCAGAUUACCCUGACAGCUGUCAAUCAAAAUCAGAGAGGAGGAAACCCACCCCUGUACAUGUCCUGCACACGGAGUGAGUCGCUUGCGCUACUGCAGUUGAGCCGAUAAACGCGUGUCUGCUGAGAAUUACUUUCCAAACAUUACUCAUCACUGUUUAGCCCAACAAAUAAGAACUGUAUGGGUUUUAAAUUGUACAUUUCCGUGGACCACUCUACUAUAAGCGGUGCGCGUUUUGUGAGGUGCAUGCAAUUCUCGGAGGACAUGCGUUUCUCAGCACAACCCCGAUAACAACAACAACGAUCGCAAACUGAGCAACAAACAGAGAAAACCACAGAAGAUGACUUGUUGCCAAAAAGAAAAGAAAAGUCAGUUAUCUGGAAUUAUUUCAGUUAAAAGAAGGAUGAUGUCAACCCAAAACACGUGCUCUGUGUUCAUCUGUUUCCACAAUAACGUCCCAGCACAAUAAAAGCUAAAAAUAUCUCUGAGACAGACAAAAGCCACUCUACAAACAUUCACAAAAAGAGGUAAGAUCAGUGCAGGUUAACUGUCCUCAGGAUUUCAGCAGUGCAGCAUAACAUUAAGUGCUGUUCAGGUCAUCUGUUGAAAAUUCCUGUAGUUUUUAAUAUUGCAAUAUCGCAGGGUUGAAAAAAAUCGCAAUGUUAGUUUUUUCCAAUAUCGUGCAGCCUUAGUACUGAUGAUAAAAAAGACAAGGGGGCACCGGCACUUGGGUAAAGUCAAAAAGAUAUUCAUAGAUUCAGAGUUUCCGUGCCAAUAACUCAUCAAUCAAACAAUGUAGUUACAAAUCCGACCCCUGAUUUUAAUUAUUGUCAUGAAGACUACAAGCUAAAGUGUAGGUUACCGCUGGUGUCAGAAACGUGGUGCUCGUCGGAGCUCGACUCCCUCUGGAUCGUAAAUGUUGAUCAUCAGUUGGAUUGUUUCUUGAGAAACCACAAAAACUCUCUGAAUGGCCCACAGAUGCAUCCACUGAUAAACCUGCAGUUGACCAGUUCCAGACACUUGCACAAAAGCAGCUUUAUGACUUUAUUUACCGAAAUGUGCAGCUGUGCAGCACCACACAAAGAAUUCUCGGGAUUCCAAGGCCACGAAGUGUGCAUAAAUGCAUGCUUGAAAAAGGGGCAGGAUCAGGGUGGGUUUGGGACCGCAUUUUAAGCACGCUCAGAAUCGCAAGCCAAAUGGGACAGCCUUAGCGCUGUGUGAUGAUAUCACGCAGUGUUAUAACUGCCCUUGCAGCAUGCAGACCCUAACUUGAGACACAGCCAGUAUAUGCUCCCACAUAUGGGUGCUGCGCCGCAGAGCACGCACGCACCAAGUAUGUGCAUUAGCAAGUUAUAGUCAGUGAUCACACAGCCGACUCAUUACCGCAGUGGGGUGACACAGCUUAAGGAAGAACAUUUAUGAUCAUUUCUUCAUGGAAAUGCGAUCAAACCGAGACGCUAAGGCAGAAGAACUACCGCGUCUGCAGUGCAAAAUGAUUAUUAAUGAUUAUUACUUCAAGGAAAUGAUAAAGAAAUGAUCAUAAAUGUUCUUCCUUGCGCUGCAUCACCCCACUGCAGUAAUGGACUGGCCUGAGGUCUGUACAAACAAGCAGCUGAUGGAAGAGAGAGGGUGUUUGGUCUCUUCGUAAAGAAAUUAGGCAAAGCUAAAAAGAUGUUUGAUGGCUAGUGCUAUGGCUGGGACCCUAUAUGUACUGUUGAUGAAGUUAGGUGAUGUUCUGAGCAUUAUUUGUGGCUAUAGAGUGGCGUUUUGGCUGAGCGUGUGGCUUCUGGGACUGCUGUGUAUUGCUAUGAGGUCAUUACUAAAGUUGGUUUAACUAGAGAAGCAAGCGGCCGGCAACAUUCAUCUCUCGGCAGGGUGUCUAACUUGGUGUUGUGGUGUGUUUGACCCUACCUUAAUUUUACGCCAGAAUAUUCCUUUAAUGUCUGUGGUGAUAGACAGGAUAAAGAAGCAAUGUUGUUACCUGCCUUCAUUCGUCACUAAAACCAACAACAGACUGGUGUUCCUAGCCAAAAGUUUGGAGAGGGCAAAUUACAGGGAGGUCGGCUGAAGAAGUAAAGCACUUUGUGGCCAAUCCUUUUUGUUUUUAAAAAAAGGGGUUUUGAAAACCUUAAGAGGGUCUUAUGUUUUUUGGUUGUUAUUAGUGUUUUUUUUUUCUUGCAUGUUGCAAGUUUUGCAGGAGUGCAUGUAGAUUGGGGAAUUAUUUCUAUUUAUUGUUUUUAUUGCUAUCAUUAUUUAAAUUUACUAUUGUUAUUCUUUCUAUUUUUUACUUGUUACUAAUUUAUCUUUGUUUAUCUUUCCUUAUAAGUUAGGUUUAAAGUUAAGUUUUGUUGGUUUAAUGAAUACUCCAGUUUUAAAAACAAUGAAUAAUUGUGUUUAUAAAUCUUGAUUUUGAUAUCAGUCCAAAUAAUUGUGAUUAUUAUUUCUGCCAUAAUUGUCCAGCCCUAACUACCAGUGGAAAUGUUUGUGUAAAGCCCUGUCAGGAGUUUGACAACGAGUAGGAAAUCAGUAAGAGGUUUGAUAGAGACUAAGCUGCAGACCCAUUACCUCAUGAGUACUCAGUGAUCCUGUGUAGCAGGUAUCACACCAUCUUGUCCUGCUGCUGUGUUUGUUUUUGGACCUUCUGAGUAUGAGCUGGAGUCCUCUGGAAGAAGCAGUGCUGACUCUGGCCUGCUGCAUUCAUCUGGUUAUGUUGCAGGUACCUGCUUAGAGUAUUAUUCAAAGUGAAUCUCGUGAUUCUCAGAGAUGGAGUAAGCGUUAUGCUGUGUUGUCUUCCGUUUAAAAACUAAAGUCAAGUCUCAAGGUAGUAGGUGUUUUUGUUUGCAGUGGGUCAGGGUGGAUUACUGUUGGGUCUGUCCGUGCUGAUAAACGUCCUCUUCUUGUGUGUGUUUGCAGCAGUCAGAGGAGUCCCUCUCCAGGUCCCAACCACGUCGCCUCCAGCAGCAGCAACAGCGCCUCAAACUCCACCUCCGCCCCUCCCUCUGGCGCUGCAGCCCGACCCUCCUGCUCCUUCACCCCAACCCUCGCUGCUCACUUCAAUGAGAAUCUCAUCAAACAUGUACAGGGAUGGCCUGCUGAACACGCAGAGAAACAGGUUUGUCCUGCUCUAAUCUAUCUGAACUUCUCUCUUGUUUGAAUCAUGAACUUCAUUAGAACUCCUUUAAUUCAAACUCUGUUUGAAAAAGGCGUCGAGGCUACGUGAAGAGGCUCACACCAUGGGGAGCAUCUGUAUGUCGGAGAACUGCACCGAGCUGAAGAACCUGCGGUCGUUGGUCAGAGUCUGUGAAAUACAAGCGACAUUACGUGAGCAGAGGUGAGAACACCCAUUCAGACUAGCACUGUUUUUUUCACAUAUGACCCAGUCACCCUCGGGUCCAACUCAUGUUCUGAAUUUACUGAAGAUAUUUACUGAAAUAAGCAAACCUGUCACAGUCAGCCGGCUCCGAUUGAUCAGUGGGAUGGAGGCUUUUGUUGUACAGCCAGAAAGUGGUACCAUUAUGCAGACAGGUGAGGUUGGACCGACUACCCUCAGGCAGGGCUCGACAGUGCGACCAUUUCACUUGCAUUUGCGUCUAAAAAUAGAUGUGUGCAAAUUGUAAAAUGUAUUUAGGGCACAUGUGCGUGUAGAAAGAAGUAGCUGAGGCAAAAAAAGUUUUGUUUUUUUUUAAUGUGAAUACCCCAGUGAAGUUAGUUUUAGUUUGGAUAUCUGACGGAACUUCACUGCAGAUCUACCGGUGUCUUUCCAUAACCGGGAAUAACAGCAGCAGCGUGGUUAAAUCUACUCAACACCCUCGCUGUCAACGUCAGAUGUUGAAUAAGGGACCAUCAAUAAAUGACUGGUUGAUGUUCUCAGGAAAGGCUGUUUUACUAUUGGCAUUCAGGGGGUCAAAAUCAUCACCAAGGAAUGAAUAGUAUAAAAUAGGGGUGUGAAUCUCAGCACUGAGGACGAUUCGAUACGCAUCUCGAUGCACUGCCAGUGAUACGAUACUUUAACGAUACAUGGAAUUUUCUGGCGAUACGAUUCACCCUCUUCACGAUGCGAUACGAUACGAUAAUCAUUUAGUUCAAAUCAAUGCGAUCCGAUACGAUAUGAUGCAAUUUGUUGCGAUAUGAUGCAAUUCAACAUGAUGCAAAUAAGCAAAGAAAAAAAAGAAAUAAAAAUAAAAGAUGGAAUUCAGUAUGGUACUACAAAAAUGAUUUGGCUUUAUUCCUUAAAGGCACUUGGCAGUAAAUUCAACAAAAGUGCUUUUUGUCUUUUUUCUAUGCUCCUUUGGGUUCCAUUUUGUACAGAUACACAGAUUAGACAGACCUCCUGCAACUGUUAAGGAAUCUGAAUCAAUAAAAUAAAAAAAAAAAAAAAAAAAAAAAGGAUUCCAAUCCCAACCCUACAUCACACAAGUGCUCUAUACUUGUUGGGUAAUAUUACAGUACACAUUAUUAAACAACUAAUGCACUGCCUAACAUGGUGCAAAUAAACCAUUCAAUGGCCAUACUACUGUCUGCCAAACCAAUGUGCUAGAGUAACUGGCCACUGAAAAUCAGUGAUUUGAGUGAGUUCUGCAGUAAUAAAAGAGUAAAACAAUUACACAAUAAUUACUGUUGUAAAAAGUACAGUAAACAGCAACAACAAAACACUCUCAAUGAGUAACCUAAAGUGACACUUUCAACAGUGCAAUCAAUGUUAAGGGAGGGGAGGUGGCGUUAGACUUGUCGGUGAUGUGGUGUACUCUUUUUAAGUGGGUCUGCAUGUUUGUCGUGCUGCCGUUGUAUGGCUUCUUAACGCGGCAUUCUUUGCAAAUGACGGACGUUUUGUCGAGCUUUCCGUCUUUCUUUGCAAAUCCGUAGUGUUUCCAAACAUAUGAUUUAAACGUAGCGGGUGCAUUACAUAUAAACUCUUCCUCGCUGCUGCUCACUUGAAUGUGAUCCAUGCUGUUUUACUAGUAGUGCAUUGUAUGUCCCUCACGGCUUCCGUCCUUAUUCAUUACAAAACGCGAAAUAAUGAUGGUGCAUUCAAUGCGCCUGGGGAACAGCAGAUGGGGUGAAGUUUAACAUGAAUAAAACGGCGCUUGCAUCGGCUUUUACCGAUACCCACCAACGCAUCUAGAUGAAUCUAGAUUUAACCCGUCAAUUGCAUCGAUACCCAGUGAAUGAGCCGAUUUCAGGGCACAAAAAGGGAUGUGGAACAGUGGUUAAAAAGAGGGUUGUGGAUCUGUCAUGGUUGUGGAUCUGCUGGGCUCUCCAGCCCCGUGACCAAUUGACCUAAAAUUGAUUUCAAAUAAUUGUACUUAUGUCGACCAAUAAGACACACAUUAUUGGAUCAAUUUUCAUUGUGCCCCUAAAGUUCACAAGGUGCUCCUCACUUUUUCAACUGAGGAGCACCUUGUGAAAAAAGUUAGUGACAAACCCUGCCCUCAGGUGAAUUCUCUUCACUAAGGAGUGACAGAUAUAUCCUACAGGAUCAACAGUAGGACAAACACUGAGUUCAAGCUCAUAGGCACCUCCUAAGUGUGUUAUGUGUUAUAACAUGGAAACAAACGUACUACAUGAUAGAGGUGUGUCCUUUUAUUGUGAAGCUGUCUCCUAUCCUUCGAACUCAUUGAUCCAAGAUGAAGCUCUGCUGCUGAGAGCACAGAAAACUGUUUUUAAUGGAGCAGUGAAAGUUCAACUAUGACACCAAAAGCAGUGGCAGAUAGAUUUCAAAAGCACAUGGUUUAUCUGUACACUCACUGAGAAACUCCUCAGCUUUAGAGGUUAUUUAUGACUGACCUCAGAUCUGCAGGCAGCUCCUGAGAGAAGGGCUGCACUUACUCAAGGCUUUUCACCAGUCUGGGGUCUGAUCCAGACUCUCACCUGAGGGGCUGGACCGGGUUAAAGUCUGUGAGCAGGUCAGAAUCAAACUGAGGAGCUAAAGAGCGUCAUAACUAUAACUGCUCUCUCUCUCUCUCUCUCUCUCUCUCUCUGUCUGUCUCUGUCUCUGUCUCUGUCUCUGUCUCUGUCUCUCUCUCUCUCUCUCUCUCUCUCUCUCUCUCUCUCUCUCUCUCUCUCUGUCUCUGUCUCUGUCUCUGUCUCUCUCUCUCUCUGUCUCUCCCUCUCCGUCUCUCACUCUCUUUUCAGGAUACUGUUUCUCAGACAGCAAAUCAAAGAACUAGAAAAGCUGAAGAACCAGAACUCGUUCAUGGUCUGAGGACUUCUAGCAGAGACGGCACCGGUGAUGGUGACGAGGAGGAAGACUCAUUGCACAGAGUUGACGCUGGAGGGAGAGCAGCUGUUCAGAUCCUCUUGAGCCCAGUCUUAACACACUCUCAGAGGCUGCAGGCGGGUUGGUUUGGACCGUCUGGGCUGCGAGAUCCAAGAGGGAGACGUGGAGAGCUGCUGUGGGGAGUAAGAGGGAGAGGGGGAGCCUGGGUGGUUUUACAAGACUCGGUUUUGUAAAAAAGAAAACCACAGCGGAAUAAAAUGUAGAUUUCGUGUAGAUGUUAUUAUCUAUGUUGUAAAUAUAUUUUGUAGAUUGAAGCCAUGGAAAGCCAUGCCUAUCAGAGCUUUGACAUCCAAACUAAUCAGCGCCUAGGCGGCUACGUUCAUUAGCUAGCCUUCCUUCAUGUUAACUCGUCUGCAGACUUUGAGCUUCAUUCAGUCACAGAUCACUGACCUCUCUGAGCGUGUGCGAGUCUGUGAGACCUGCACGUGGAGGGAGGAGGAUGUUUGAGGCGUGUCCUGAUACACAAACCUUCAGAAAUCAUCACACACUGGUUCUUCUCAGCCCAUAAGACUGAGUGAAGCUCCUCCUCCUGCGACCUCUUUAUUACUGGGGGAACCAACGUCCCCUCUCUGUGGGUGUGGCAGUUCCGCUCCGAGGUUCAGUGAUCUCUGAGCAGCUUCUGGUGGCCCUGCAUGUCCCAGUCUGAAAAAACAGUGCCUGCUGGUGUGAUGGAGUGAAUGAGUGAGAGAUAGGAGGUGUGAUGGCGUGCUGCUUUGGACCAUUCCCACCGCCCUCCACGGCCUCGGCUCGGCCCGCCCUGCCAUACCUGGAACCAUCAACAGUUCCCGCGUCCUGAUGCUUUUUGUUCUCUUUUUCCCUCCUGGUUCAUUCCUUUGUACAGUCGCUAACAAACGGUGGAGUUUGGAGAAGAGGACAGAGUAAAGGUUUUAUUUAUAAGAGUUGUAGUGCUGAGCAGUAAAUCACACGUUUUUAGGAGUGGCGUUAGUGAGCGGAUGUUUGUGGAUCACCUGUUUGUGUCGGAGCAGGGCGGCAGAGGUCACAGGUCAAAUGUGAAAUGUAUGUAUUGUAAUAAACAUGUUCAACUAAAGCGAGCACUGGUUAUUUCAUUGGUUGGUUCAAACGCUAGUGCCUUGUUGAAAGUCUUAAACCUGGUUUAACGCCGUCUCUGAGCCUGUUUGGAAAGACCUUCAGUCUGGUUUUUGUUUCCAGCCAUCUUAUCUAUAAUCCUCCUGCCGUUGAAGAGCUCCAGGGUCCUGAGCUUUUGGAUUCUCAGCUGCAGACAGGCCUGAGCUGCUGGGUCCUUAGCUGCUGGGUCCUGGGCUGCACACGGGCCUGUGUUUUCCCUGUUCUGUCUCUGAGUCUGUAACUGAACAGCUUCACUCUCAGUAAAGGUGACCACAUCAUUGCUUUGUAUAUUGUUUCCUGAAGUAUAUUGACAAACGAAAUAAAAUAUGCCUCUCCAGGA